UUCAGUCAGUUGCCGUAGGGAUGCGCGCAAGCUCUCUAGCUAAGUAGAGCUGCUGCCUAUCGAUUCAAAAACAACAAGCACCGGCCCUGCGAGCUGAGAGACGGCGACGGCGAGCGUGCAGCCAAGCAGCAGAGGCGACCGUGGGGGGGGGGAACGCAGAGAAACAGCUCCGCCAUUGUCUCUCCUCACCCUAGUGGCUCAGCGGACAGGGGAUGCCCGUGACUGCCGCCGUUUCAGCAGCGCUGGGAUUUGCAGCAGAUGAGGGUGGCAUAGCCUACAUCUCAGUCGCCUAGGAGGUCCUUCCUACCCUCCGCCACACAACCCGAGGACUCCUUCGUUCAUUUGCAGGACUCUUUCUUUAUGUUAAGCUGUGACAACUACAAAAUGGAGGCUCCACUUGUAUGUCUGGAUGAGGAGUUCGAAGACCUGAGGCCUUGCAGACACGAAGAGGUGGAGCAGGCACCUCGACGUCCCUUCGGGACUGUGCCCCUGGUCCGGGAAGACUUCUCAGAGCUAGAGAACUUCUCUGAGAUGAUGAGCUUCAAGUCAAUGGAAGACCUGGUCAACGAGUUUGACGAGAAACUCAACGUGUGCUUCCACAACUACAACACCAAGACCGAGGGAUUGGCUCCCGUGCGCAACCACUCCCACACAGAGGAGGACGAGGAACGUCUGCAGGAUGAAGACGUGUGGGAUGCUCUGACUGAUAAUUACCUGCCCUCGUCUGGCUCCAGCUGGGACGACCCCAACUCAGAGGGAUUCAAUGGAAACCUCUCCGAUCAGGAGAUUCAUGAGAAGGAGGAAGAGGAGAUGAACGAGAAGAACGAGAUGGCCAACUGCCUGAACGAGGAACCGCUAAUUACGGCCGAUCAGGUGAUCGAGGAGAUCGUGGAGAUGAUGGAGAAUUCACCAGAUCCAGGGGAGACGGAGGAGGAAGAGGAAGAGGAGACCGGAGACUGCUUGCCGCCCACCAGCCCAUCCCUGCUGGAGGAGAUUCGUGUGCUGUCCAAGGCCUCCAAUAACAACUGCUCCUACGAAGGCCUGCGGCUAAUGCCCAGUUCGGCCCUCCUGGAGCUGCUGUGUCGCAUGGAGGCCGCCAUCCGCGAGUACUCCGAGGAGCUGGUGACGCAGCUGGCCCGCCGCGAUGAGCUCGAGUUCGAGAAGGAGGUGAAGAACAGCUUCAUCACGGCACUGAUGGAGGUGCAGAACCGGCAGAAGGAGCAGCGGGACGUGGGCAAGCGGAGACGCCGCGAGAAGGGCUCCAGCACGCAGGGGGCAGCCCGUGCGGAAAAGUCCGGAUCCAUGCCCAUCAAGCGGUUCAGUAUGGAGGGGCUGUCCAAUAUCCUCCAGACGGGGAUCCGGCAGACAUUUGGGAACUCAGGGACAGACAAACAGUAUUUAAACACGGUGAUACCAUAUGAGAAGAACGGCACCCCUCCUACAGUGGAGGACCUUCAAAUGCUGACGAAGAUUCUUUAUGCGAUGAAGGAAGACAGUGAGAAGGUACCAACACUGCUGACUGACUACAUUUUGAAAGUGCUGUGUCCCACCUAAACGAAACGCACGAGGCCCAGCGCCAGCGAGGCUCUGCCAGGGUGCCAUCCACCUCGAGUCCAAGCUGCAUGAGACCCCAACCAUUAAUAACGAUGGACCAUGGCAUCUAAUCAUUGUACCUUAUCCAUCACAAGCCCCAAAUAAACCUCUGCCUUUGCUGAGAUCAUCUGGUCUUUCCUGCACCUUUACAAAACCCAGGAUUUGAGAUGGUGCUCCCCCCUUACCUGUCCCCAUCUAUAAGAUGUCUAUGUAGCUAUUCCAGACCGGAUUCCACACGGUACGUCAGGAACCGUCAACGGCCAGAUGCACGCACACAUGUACUUAGACGGGUCAUUUUAAAACCCAAUACAUAUCGUGCAUGGUACCCAGCGCGCUCGCAUUUGCCUAUUGGCUACCCAGCUCAGAUGCAAAUCAAGGAUCUGCCAUUCAUUGGUCGUAACACACUAGCACGGCAUCUCAGUCUAGCGAAAACUGAGAGAUAACGUUACAGCUUCAUGUGUGGAGGUUAGCCGCCCUGGUCUUUAUUUCGCUUUACUUGCGAGCCCGUGCACUUCGAACGCGGCUCUCACAUGCAACUCAGAUGGCAGGUAGAGCAGGUUUUCGAAAUCUGUCACCCCAGUGAAAGAUCGAACAACACGUGUCCAAUGCCACUCCACACAAACAUUGAUAUGUCUUCAAGGACCUCAGGGUUUCGUCAACACAACGAUAUCUAGCCAUCUCCCAUCUUUAAUAACCCAUGUAAUUUAUCGCAUAUCAUUAACGUAGCUGUCGUAUGCAUCUCUCUCUUGAUUAAAAUGAGCGAUUUUUAUCCUUAAUGAAAUAAAGAUGUGUUCCCUGUGA
Messenger RNA from Paramormyrops kingsleyae, 2394 nucleotides. It is a transcript of the gene fez1, whose product is annotated as fasciculation and elongation protein zeta 1 (zygin I). Gene Ontology annotation, cellular component: cytoplasm; axon. NCBI's taxonomy places the organism in Eukaryota, Metazoa, Chordata, Actinopteri, Osteoglossiformes, Mormyridae. The record is from RefSeq and is a predicted model, not a curated record.